CUGCUACAAAUAGUAGCAACUCUAUAAAGCAGCUGUUCAAUUUGUUCAGAUUAAAAUUACUUUUUCUCGCAUUUUAAGAAACAAAAUUUUAAAUUUAAUUUAGCCAAAUUUGGUAAUUAAUAAAUUAACAUAAAAAAUAGAUAAAUAGCAAAUUCCUCCGACAUAUGUCCAAAACUUUGAAUGCGCAGUGUAAUAAUUAGCGCUCUUUGUAGCCUUCUAACAAAAGCAGUAACCAAAAGCAGUAACAUAAAGUGACCAAUACAAAAUUCAAAGUCCAAGAACUAUUUGCUGUGGUAUAUCUGCUGGCAGGGCCAGUGAAUGUAAAAUCUUUGUUGCUUGAAAAGCCAAUUUUUUAUUCCUUUAGAUAUUGAUAUAAAUCAUGUUGGGCCAAGAGCAAUUACUGGAGCAGAGUAGCAUUGCAACGUCGGUAGGUUUAAGCCCACAAGAAGAGGCAUUACAGUCGCUUUGCAAACAGCUAUUGAAAUCAACAUUUUUUCGUGGUUAUUAUGAAGAGCGACGAUUCGUGGACGCAGUAAGCGACUACCGAGACAUAGUUGGGCUACAUUGCAGUGAACGCGAUGUAGAGCGCUUAUUACUGGACAUUAAAUGCAAAUUGCAACUUUUUUAUCAGAAUUCACCCAAGGUGUGGAUUGGCAUAACACAUGGUGCAUGCAUGGGCAUUAUACCGAAGAAGUAUACGCUGAAUACAAAUAUUUGGCUGCAACUGCAAGAAGUUGCAUUCGGUCAGUAUUGGUUUAGUGUGAAAAGUGUUCGUUUUCGCAAAAAUGAGGUAUUGCUAAAGUUAAAAGUAGUGCGAGCUGUUGAACCUGAGACGCGAUUUGAACGAAUAUCAUCGUCACAUUUCCACACACCUACUCUUUCGCAUGCCAGUAAUACGUCAGCGUUAGCAGUCAAAGAUUCAGCGAAGACACUACAGAGCACACCACAGCAUGAAGAGUUGGCAAGCAGGUCGAAUGUAGAGAAUCCAGAAGUUAUGCAGAUCGAUUACGAAGACUUUGUCAAUGUGUUACGUGGCUGGGGAGCAACCAUAAAACACACUGUUUACGAUUUUAUAUCGAACGAUAUAAACAAAGACAACAUAAAGGACUUUUUACAAUUUCUGGGACUAGUUGUUGUCUCAUUGUUGACUGGUAGCGUUGUGGCUAUCAAAUAUUUGGGUAACUUCGCGUUGCGCUUCAUGUUCGAAUUCACACGUUUUACACAAGUAAUGACGCCUAUCAUAUUGAAGCUAAUCGACGUGAUAAAUAAAAUUGUAGGUGGAUUUUAUAUACUCGUGGCGAUGAUAUGGAAAGACGCAUUUAUGAAAAAGAAAAUGCCGAAAGAAGGAGUGCUGCAUGAUUACAAGGAAUAUCCACCAAGCAAUUUAAAAGCAAUAGAAUAUAAUCGGCCGCUAUAUAAAAGCAUUGAAUACAAUAUACGUCACAGCCCGCUACAUUCGCCACAGCCGCCUUUUAUGGGCACUAGUCGAGGACCUUUUACGGAGUUUGAACGAAAAUUUCAAUAAUUUGAUGCCUGUUGCAAUUAUGCGCCUGACCAAUUGGUGUGCGCUAGGCUGCUUCAACUGUGAAUUUCAUUGUUAGACCUAAUAUUUACUUCUAAAUUUAUUGCCUGUUGGUAUGAUGCUUUACCGAUUUUAUAUAUGAGACGAGCAUUCCGUAUAUUAUAUGAACAUACGAGCAAAACAGAAAGAAAUAUUUUAACAUAAUGAAACGAGUUAUUAUCAUGCAAUCCGAUGUUACAAAUUGAAUUAAGCACUUCAAAAUAUUCCGCUAAAAUUGUAAGGAAUCGGACAAAAUCACUGAAUUUAAUUUUUAGCUAAAGGUGUAAAGGUGAAUGUAUUUGAAUAGGCGAUGGGUGAGCUUAAGCUAAAUGGCAACAAUGAACGCUUUGAUGUAAAAACGGAUAUUUAUAAUUUCGUAAAUUCUUGUUUUUUAACCGUAAAUGAUUUAGAUCGGUUAAAGAAUGUGUUUUUGUUUGCAUUAGGAAAAUAUUAAGACUACAUUUUUUAGCCGAUAAAACAUUGAUUGCUCACUAAUGACAGCCAUUUAACUUUAACUAAUCCCCCGCCUAUUUUAGCACUGUUAUACAUAUAUCUAUAUUUAUGUAAAAAAAUAAAAAAAAAAAUUAA
Messenger RNA from Anastrepha ludens (Mexican fruit fly), 2149 nucleotides. RefSeq lists its product as uncharacterized. The record is from RefSeq and is a predicted model, not a curated record. The coding region runs from base 380 to 1525 and encodes 381 amino acids. The transcript is spliced from 2 exons. Lineage: Eukaryota; Metazoa; Arthropoda; Insecta; Diptera; Tephritidae.